GCUACGUCACACCGUGUUGCCGCCGCUGGACGCUUGACUAACAGCAUCUGAGGAGUGAGGGCAUCGCAGUCGGUAGUUCGCCCCGCGGACCAGUGACAACGAGCCCAGAGCCGUCCGUGUACACCGUGAGGUACAGUAUCCUCAGAUGCCCGGGGCCAGUCCAUGGGUGUGAGCCGACUGGAUGUAUUUUACAGAAGGCUGCUCCUCACCAAACUCUUCAUUGGGGGAUGGGGGAAGCCUGAAGACCUCAAGAGAAUCUUUGAGUUCCGUAAGCUCAUUGGAGACAGAGAGAAGUGCAAGUCUCUGGUGCCUAAGGACUAUCCAGUUUACCUGAACAAGACAGAGGAUCACUCUGAUUGUCUCAUCUAUGAUGGGUUCUUCAUCUCUCCCCUGGAGCACUGGGUUCCUGGGAUCCUGCCACCAGAAGCUGUCAAGGCCAGGUUCCAGUUCAUAGUCCCUAAGCGGUGGCAGAAGAACAGACCAGUAUGCAUCCACCUGGCUGGGACCGGGGACCAUUACUUCUGGCGCCGGCGGACCCUGAUGGCCAGACCCAUGAUCAAAGAGGCAGGAAUGGCCUCACUGCUCUUGGAAAACCCUUAUUAUGGCCACCGUAAACCUAAAGACCAACUGCGCUCCAGUCUGAAGAAUGUGUCCGACCUGUUUGUCAUGGGGGGGGCUCUGAUCUUGGAGUCGACGGUGCUUCUCCAUUGGCUGGAUAGAGGAGGAUAUUGGCCACUGGGGAUGACUGGCAUCUCUAUGGGAGGAUAUAUGGCGUCCCUGGCAGUGACCAACUGGCCGAAGCCCAUCCCUCUGAUUCCCUGUCUGUCCUGGUCCACUGCCUCCAGUGUCUUCACCACGGGCGUGCUGAGUAAAGCGGUGAACUGGUCUGAGCUGGAGAAGCAGUAUGCCAUUAACUCUGUGUAUGAAGAGGAGAUCAUUCACCUGUUGGAGUAUUGUGGGGCUGAUUCCUUCAAGAUGGGCCCGGAACAUGGGAAGAAUCUGGACUCUUUAGAGCAACUGCUGGUUCUGUCUGGAGUGGGCAAGUACGCCAACGCUGGAGGAGAAGCUGGGCUUGGACAGGGCCUGUUGAUUGGUGGACUCUCUGAAGGGGGCGGGGCUAGAGACAGAGUCGACCAUUUAUCAUCCUCAUCGUCAUUAAACAGCAGCAGGACAAACUUGGACUCUGGACCAAGUGUUCAUGCAAAAGGCGCAGUACACCGGGAGAAGACGGAUUCGACCAAAUGCAUCCGGCCAUCUUUGCAUCGAGAGUCGAUAAGCUUCAUGAAGGGAGUAAUGGAUGAAUGUACACACAUGGCCAACUUCUCUGUCCCUGUGGACACCAGUCUCAUCAUCGUGAUCCAGGCCAAAGAGGAUGCCUACAUCCCUCGUACAGGGGUCCUGAGUCUACAGGAGAUCUGGCCAGGAUGUGAAGUCCGAUAUCUGAACGGAGGACACAUCAGUGCAUACCUGUUCAAACAGAACGUCUUCAGACAGGCCAUAUAUGAUGCGUUCAACAGAUUCUGCCUGAAGUAUCCCAAACUGCACUAAAGUUCUCCCCUCGGUAACUGCCCCACGACGAGCAUCGCCAUGGACAAGACGUGGCAGUGAGGACGUCAUGAUGUGCCUGAGCUUCAGUUGAGCUUCACCUUCACUUUAGAAUUCUUUGUUUCCUGCUAACAGAGGUAGUGGUUUGUGCCUUGGAACCCUUACAUCCUCCACGAGGGACUGAAAUUGUAGCUGCAUAAAAAGUGUUGAGGAAAGUUCCUUCCAGAAUGUGGUUGUCAUAGGGACACUCACUUUUCUAGGCUCCACCUCUACCACUUGACCGGCUCUGUGGUCUCACCAGCAGACUGCACAUCACAGUCCCUGUGAUCUCACAAACAUCAACUCACUGUGGGGCAACAUUGACUAAUAUAGUUAAUUUUAAAUUACCAGAUAAUACAAAGUGUCCAUACAAAUAUAAAGUAGAUUUUUAUUCGGAAGUUAGUGCUCGGUGUAAAUCUUUAAUGACACAUUACCAUGUUAAUAAAUCAGAUUGAUGGACAUGGA
Messenger RNA from Scophthalmus maximus (turbot), 2049 nucleotides. It is a transcript of the gene abhd18, whose product is annotated as abhydrolase domain containing 18. The coding region runs from base 163 to 1548 and encodes 461 amino acids. The transcript has 14 exons. The record is from RefSeq and is a predicted model, not a curated record. Lineage: Eukaryota; Metazoa; Chordata; Actinopteri; Pleuronectiformes; Scophthalmidae.